AUGAACCGCGGUGCCGGAGGCUCCGGUCGGGCGCCGGGCAGAGGGGGAGAUGGGCGAGGACGCCAGUACCAGACUGGCGGCAUCAAUCGAGGCGGCGGCAGGUUUGCGGGAACAAACCCCUUUGCUCGUCAACGCAAUUUCGUGCAAGGGGAAUCAAGUGGAUCGGCGGCGUGGGACAACCACGGUGAUGACCGUUUCCAAGAAGGUAAUGUUGAUGGUUCUGGAUAUGGGAAUUCUGGGGGCUUUGGCAAUGGUGGUUUUGGAAAUUUCCAUCGUGGUUCGGGAUAUAGUUUCAAUGCCAGGCGGAACUACAAUCAAUAUCAACGUCAGGGAAUCUAUCAGCCUCGUAAUCAGACGAAUGUCGGAGGGUACAGAGCUGUGCAAUCUCGAAAUAAUUUUGCAGCAGGGGCAGAUGGAGUUCGUAGGGAGGGGGGAAUCGAUCAGGACCUCCUCCAGCAAAUUGUUCAAGCUGUGGUAGCAGCAGUUACAGCAGCAUCCAAACCAGUGGUGGAGGGGACCGUACCGGCUGCUACUACAGCCAAUGCCACGACUCAGAUGAAUCCUACUGUGGUGCAAUCUGUUACAGUACAAGCUGGGAAUGGUGCGGUAGAAGAUGGUGCCGCAGCGGCAAAGAAGAAGAAGACGGAGAGCUGUUUCCGUUGCAAGCAACCAGGACAUUUUAUUGAUGAUUGCACAGUACCUAUGUGUGAUAUUUGCGAGUCUGUUAAUCAUGCUACCACUGCGUGUCAUCUUCUUAAUGCUCCAAAACAGACUGUAGCAAUGUAUGGGUAUGCCAAUGAAGCUUUGAUGUUCUUUGAGUUACCAUUUAGAGGUACUUAUAAGCCAAAGGUUGAAAAUGCCAAACUUGCUAAGCUGACUAUUCUGGGAGAUGCAAUGACAAUCUCAGAAAUUGUUGAGCAAUUGAAGUGGAUAGUGCCUUCAGAUAAUUUUCAGUGGGAAGUUAUGCACUUUCAUAAUAAUAUUUACAAGGUGAGAUUCCCUAGCAAAAAUGAGGUGCAAAGAAUGAAGAAAUUUAAGACAUACCCAGUGCCUAACCGUGCAACUGACAUGGAAUUUGAUGAAUGGUCAGCAAUGGAGGAGCCCACUUUUAUGCUACCAGAGGUUUGGGUGAGAGUCACAGGAAUUCCAUCUGAUGUAAGAAAUGACUACAUUGCAUUAUGGGCUCUAGGAUCUCUGUUUGGGAAAACUAUGGAGGUGGACAUGGCAUUCACAAGGAAGAAUAAAGUGCUAAGGAUGAGGAUUGGGUGUAUGGAUGCAUCACUUAUUCCAGAGACCUCUGAUGUGUAUAUAUCUAGAGGUUUUUUCCGCUUAGGUUUUGAGGUGGAAAAUAAGAAUUCAGAUGUUGAGAUAGAUAUGGCUGAAGAUGCUCACAAGGAUGAAAAUGACAAGGAUGAAAAUGGGGGAAAUGAAGAAGAUAGAAGGAAUGAAAACAAUAGAGAUGAGGUCACUCAUAUGGAGGUAGAGCAAACAAUGAAUCCAGGGAUAAAUCAGGGUGGAGUUGGAGAAAAUAGACACAAUACAAAUGUUAAACAUAGUAGUUUGAUGAUGACUUUUGGAACUCUUCCUCCAUCUCCCAUCGAUGUUAGCAUGCCAUGUGUUUUUGCUGUUCCACCUCGUGGGCCUAUGAAUUCAGAGAGGACAGAAAAUUUUUUGAGCCAAAACAGAGGUCAAAUUAUGAAUCUGGAUCAAGUUCUAUCUCAGUCACAAGAUGACAAAACUGGUGCUGAUCUUGAGGAAGAUUUUGUACCGGUUCCUAGGCCAAUCAUUGGGAGCAGCUCAAUCAAAUCCAGAGCUUCGUCCUCGGCUGAUGUGCGGAGCCAAUGGGAACUGACACAGGGGGACAGACCUGCAGCAGUGCCGGCAGCGCCCCUGUCUCCCAUGCGGCAGGGCCUGCUCGAUGCUGUCCCAGUAGAGACGGCGAACCCGUCUCUCGGUGACACGAGGCGGGACAUGGCGGGUAUCGAGGCCGGAUCAUCUGUGAAGCCUCUGCAGCCGCAGGCGAAUGGAUCGUCUGAGCCACAUAAUGGUGAGUUAUGUGAGGAGAUCCGUGAGGAUAUAUCUGAACCCAGUCCGGCCCAAAUUAAAAAGUUUGAUAUGGCACUUGAUGGAGUGGCCAAUAAAGCUCAGAACAUGAUGCCGAAGAGACAAUCUUUGCCGUCCGAGGAGGAGGUAAUUGCUUUUGGUGGUAUUGCUCCUCCUUCGGCUCGCGCGAGUGUACGUCUGCAGUCUAAGGUUGAUGCUGAUGAUGAAGCUAUGGCCAAGGCUAUGAAUUUGCUUCAGCAACAAUCUGCUCCGUUGACAGUUACCACUGGGGACUUCUCUGUACGAAUGCACAUGAAAUGCAAGAGAGAUGGUUUUGAGUGGAAUUUUGUGCCGGUUUAUGGGGCUGCCCAAGACGCACAAAAACCUGAUUUUUUGGCCGAAUUAGUGAGGAUGUGUGACAAUCAAGAUUUACCUAUGAUGGUAGGUGGAGAUUUUAAUAUUAUUAGGAAAAGAGAGGAAAAGAAUAAUUAUAAUUUCAAUGCUAGAUGGCCUUUUAUUUUUAACUCCAUAAUUCAAUCUCUAAACUUAAGGGAAAUUGCUCUCUCAGGAAGACAAUACACAUGGGCCAGUCGAAGAGACAAUCCAACCUAUGAAAAAUUAGAUCGAAUAUUAACCACGGUUGAUUGGGAACAAAAAUUUCCACUAGUAUCAGUAAGAGCUUUAUCCAGGACAGGGUCUGAUUCUGAUCAUACACCUCUCCUAAUUGAUUCUGGAAGGUUGGAUUUAAAGGCCGAAACCAUUCCCUUAUCCCAAGCCGAAAGAGAUACUUUGAAAAAUGCAAAUGAAAAAAUUACUAAGCUAAGGAGGGAUGAAGAGACAAAGUGGGCUCAGAGGGCUAAAGUCAAACAUAUCCAACAAGGGGGGAGUAAUACUAAAUAUUUCCAUCUGAUUGCAAAUGGUAAAAAAAGGAAAAAGAAAAUUUACCAACUUGAACAAGAUGAAGGAACUAUUACUGGGGAUGAAGAUCUAAAAGUAUAUAUUUCAGAAUUUUAUAAAAAACUUUUCGGGGAACCAAUUCCAUCCAAUGUUGAUCUAAUUGAAGACAACAAUCAGGAUAUACCGAAGCUCAGUUUGGUGGAAAAUAAUCUUCUUACUUCUCCUUUUACUAAAAAGGAGGUGCAUGAAGCUAUUUGUCAAAUGGAGCAUAAUAAGGCCCCUGGCCCGGAUGGGUUCCCUGCUGAGUUUUAUCAAAAUUUUUGGGAAGUAAUUAAAGAAGAUCUAAUGGCGCUUUUUGGUCAGUUGCAUAAUGGAGAAUUGUCUCUAUUUAAACUAAACUAUGGCAUCAUUACUUUGCUACCUAAAAAGGAAAAUGCAGUUCAAAUCCAACAAUAUAGACCUAUUUGUUUGCUUAAUGUAAGUUUCAAGGUUUUCACUAAAGUUGGUACAAAUCGUGUGACGGGGAUCGCGUCCAAAGUAAUAAGACCUACGCAAACGGCGUUUAUGCCAGGUAGACAUAUUUUGGAAGGAGUGGUUAUUUUGCAUGAAACUAUUCACGAAAUGCAUACUAAGAAAAUGGAUGGGGUUUUAUUUAAGAUUGAUUUCGAGAAGGCCUAUGACAAGGUCAAAUGGUCAUUUUUGCAACAAACGUUGAGAAUGAAAGGUUUUGCGCCAGAAUGGUGUCGGUUCAUCAAAGAUUUUGUCCAAGAUGGUUGUGUCGCGGUCAAGGUCAAUGAUGAUAUUGGACAUUAUUUUCAAAUAAGAAAGGGUUUGAGACAGGGUGAUCCUUUAUCACCUAUUCUUUUCAACAUUGUUGUGGAUAUGUUGGCUAUUUUGAUUGAGCGAGCUAAGGCAGAUGGCCAAGUAGGAGGCUUAAUUCCUCAUCUUGUUGAUGGGGGUAUCUCCAUAUUACAGUAUGCGGACGAUACGAUUUUGUUUAUGAAGCAUGACGUACAAAAGGCAUUAAAUAUGAAACUUAUUCUUUGCAUAUUUGAACAAUUAUCGGGUUUGAAAAUAAAUUUUCAUAAGAGUGAAUUAUUUUGCUUCGGAAAAGCCAAGAAAGAGGAACAUCAAUAUAAACAUAUUUUUGGAUGUGAGAUGGGCUCUCUACCUUUUAAAUAUUUAGGAGUUCCCAUUCAUUACAAAACUCUUCGAAAUUCAGAUUGGUAUCCGGUAGAAACUCGAUUUGAGGGCAAAUUGGGUUGCUGGAAAGGCAAGCUCCUAUCUUAUGGAGAUAGACUUCUGUUGAUCAAUUCUGUGUUGACAAGUUUACCAAUGUUUAUGUUAUCUUUCCUUCAAAUUCCGAAAGGGGUUUUAAAGAGACUUGAUUUUUAUCGAUCUAGAUUUUUUUGGCAAGGGGAUGAGGAAAAACGAAAAUAUAGAUUAACAAAAUGGAAUAUUAUAUGUAGACCAAAAGAUCAAGGUGGCCUUGGUAUUGAGGUACUGGAAUUAAAAAAUAAAUGUCUUCUAAGUAAAUGGCUUUUUAAAUUGUUGAAUGAAGAAGGAGUUUGGCAGGAGCUAUUACAUAAUAAAUAUCUAUCCCAAAAAACUCUCUCUCAAGUUCAAGUUAAACCAUCCGAUUCUCCUUUCUGGAAGGGGCUAAUGCAAGUGAAAGAUGAUUUCUUUGCACGUGGACACUUUAAGAUAGGUGAUGGUUCAACGGUUAGAUUUUGGGAGGAUAUUUGGUUGGGGGAUAAAACGUUGGCACAACAAUAUCCAUCUCUGUAUCAUAUAGCGCAGCAUAGAAAUGUCUUGGUUGCCGGUUAUCCAUAUGAUAGUCCACUGGGUGCAAAUGUGGGCAUUGGUGCUACCUCAAGACCAGCGGGCGUUUAUGGAUACUGGAUGCAACCAUCUACAGACGGUCGCUCAGGCUAUCUUGUCCCAGGCUGGUUGGUGUCACACUAG
Lolium perenne is the source of this 4905-nucleotide messenger RNA. NCBI's taxonomy places the organism in Eukaryota, Viridiplantae, Streptophyta, Magnoliopsida, Poales, Poaceae. The record is from RefSeq and is a predicted model, not a curated record.